UGAUGUUUUCAGUGUGUCUGUUUUAAAGUGACAGAAGCGUUUUUUAUAUUUGAACAUUAGACAUUUUAUCCAGGAUGCUAAUGCUAAUGCGGCUUCCGUGUUUAUGUGUGUGAUAAAGAAGGAAAGAAAGAAAGAAAGAAAGACAACGCAGAUGAUCUGACUUUGUAACGAGAUAGAGAGAUUAUAUAAUAAAUAAGAAGAUAAGGCGGUGAUGUGAUGGCAGCUGCCAGUGUGAGUCGACCCGGCGGUUUGCCGAACACAGAGAAAUCACAGCUCACCUUAAAAGUGGUAUCAGCGAGGCCUCAGUCUCCGAAGCUCCCGGCUCGUCUGGCGCGCGGCAGCUCGUUCGUGGAGGUGACGGCUGACGGUCUGAGCACCGAGACCAAGAAAACCUGCAAACGCAGCGGAAACGACCUGCAGUGGAACGAAGACCUCACACUUAACGUGACUCCUCUGAGCCGGCUGGAUCUGAAGUUGUGGAAUUGUCACACUCUGAGGAAGGAGCUCCUGGGCAGCGCCACCAUCGACCUGCUCGACACGCUGCGCACUCACCACGGGAAAAUGGAGAACGUGGAGCUCAGUCUGGAGUUACAGAUGGAGAAUAAAGGCUCGGUUGUGUCGGGUGGAGAGCUGAACGUCUGUUUGGACGGCUUGGUUGUUGAUCUGGGAUCACUGCCCAAUCACGGUGCAGAAACCGACAAGAUGCUGCAGACGGAGUGUACCAACCUUCUCAGGACCCAGGGCUCAGAGACGGCCGGCUCGACCAGCAGCCCUCGCAGAAAUCCGAGAGCAGCAGGUGUAGAUUCUCCUGGAGCUUCAAGAGGAACAGUGCUCACUAAUGGAGACACGAACACGGACUCAACACACCAUAACACAGAUAAAGGUAAUCCUACAGCAGAAGAAAAUGGGCGUGACCAGGACACACCUCCAUCACCAUCACUCAGACCAGAUGCCCCUCCCAUUGACACCUCUGCCCCGCCUCCCUCAGCGGAUUCAGCUCCGCCCACAGAGGAUCAACACUCACAGCCAUCUGUGGAGGAUUUACCUGCAGGCUGGGAGCAGAGAGUGUUGCCUCAUGGCCGAGUGUACUACGUGGACCACAACACCAAGACCACCACGUGGGAGAGACCCCUCCCUCAGGGGUGGGAGAAGCGCGUGGAUCAGCGUGGAAGGUUUUACUACGUGGACCACAACACGCGGACGACGACGUGGCAGCGGCCCACAGCCGAGUCGGUCAGGAACUUCGAGCAGUGGCAGAGUCAGCGCAGUCAACUACAGGGGGCCAUGCACCUGUUCAACCAGAGAUACCUGUACCAGUCGUCCGGAGCUCCGGUUGAGAAUGAUCCUCUGGGUGCUCUUCCUCCAGGAUGGGAAAAGCGUCAGGACAAUGGCAGAGUUUAUUUUGUCAAUCACAACACUCGCACCACACAGUGGGAGGAUCCUCGAACCCAAGGGAUGAUCCACGAGCCCCCGCUGCCCCCUGGCUGGGAGAUGAAGUACACUGCUGAGGGUGUGAGAUACUUUGUGGAUCAUAAUUCUCGCACCACUACCUUCAAAGACCCGCGGCCGGGAUUCGAGUCAGGCUCACGACAGGGUGGAUCUCCUGGUGCGUAUGACCGCAGCUUCAGAUGGAAAUAUCACCAGUUCCGCUUCCUGUGCCAUUCCAACGCUCUGCCCAGUCAUGUGAAGAUUUCAGUUUCGAGGCAGACUCUGUUCGAGGACUCGUUCCAGCAGAUUAUGAACAUGAAGCCGUAUGACCUGCGCAGGAGGCUCUACAUCAUAAUGAGAGGAGAGGAGGGGCUCGACUACGGCGGCAUCGCCAGGGAGUGGUUCUUCCUGCUGUCCCAUGAGGUGUUGAACCCGAUGUACUGUCUGUUUGAAUACGCCGGUAAAAAUAACUACUGUCUGCAGAUAAACCCCGCCUCCUCCAUAAACCCUGACCACCUCACCUACUUCCGCUUCAUUGGACGAUUUAUCGCCAUGGCACUGUAUCAUGGGAAGUUUAUCGAUACAGGCUUCACUCUGCCCUUCUACAAGCGCAUGCUGAAUAAAAAACCCACGCUGAAGGAUCUGGAGUCUAUCGACCCUGAGUUCUACAACUCCAUCCUCUGGGUCAAGGAAAACGAUGUGGAGGAGUGUGGAGUUGAGCUGUAUUUUGCACAGGACAUGGAGAUUUUGGGGAAGGUGUCCACACACUCGCUGAAGGACGACGGUGAGAACCUGCUCGUCACCCAGGACAACAAGGAGGAGUACAUCAGUUUGCUCACAGACUGGCGGUUCUCACGGGGAGUGGAAGAACAGACCAAAGCGUUUCUAGACGGCUUUAACGAAGUUGUCCCACUCGAAUGGCUUCGUUACUUUGAUGAGAAAGAGCUGGAGCUGAUGCUGUGUGGGAUGCAGGAGAUCGAUCUGAGCGACUGGCAGAAAAACACCAUCUAUCGCCAUUACACCAAGAACAGCAAACAGAUCCACUGGUUCUGGCAGGUGGUGAAGGAGAUGGACAAUGAGAAAAGGAUUCGAUUGCUGCAGUUUGUCACAGGAACCUGCCGGCUGCCUGUGGGAGGAUUCUCCGAGCUGAUAGGGAGUAACGGACCACAGAAGUUCUGCAUUGACAAAGUGGGCAAGGAAACAUGGCUGCCGAGAAGCCACACCUGCUUCAACCGUCUGGACCUGCCGCCGUACAGGAACCUGGAACAGCUGCGUGAGAAACUUCUGUUCGCCAUCGAGGAGACCGAGGGCUUCGGUCAGGAGUGAGCUAGUGGACGGAGGACGAAGGAACACCAGCUACACUCCUCUCGUCCGCCGGCUGAGGACGAGGACAACGCAAAAGACAGAUUCACCGAUUUCCCCCACGAACACAGGAUAUUAGCACUCUGACAUUAAUUUACGCUGAUUAUAACAUAACGAUAAUAAUAAAAUUCUAUUUAUGUAGCACUUUUUAAAAAGACCAAACUUUACAGGACGAUUAAAACGUCUUAAAGUGUGCAGAUCUAUCGCUUAUAAAAAAAAAAACAGUAAAGCCUAAUUACAUGCAAGUGGUAGAUGCUGAAGAGAAACCGUCGCCACGGCAACACUUCCUGGACCAAAAUACAUGUGAAAAUAUUAGGCUUUGUCCCUUUAAGCCUCCUGUAGGUGGCGCCACAGCUCCUCCAUCGCAUUCUGGAUUCUGGAUCAGCAUCACAACCUGUUAAAUAAAAUUAUUAUAGAGAUAACUCUCAAAAAAAUGAUCAACCAAUAGCAGCACAGCUGGAGCGAACGCAUCACAUCUGCAGCACGGGAGAGAAACCGAGGAACGUGGAUAGAGGACCGAGCGGGGGGAAAGCUAGUCUGUACAUAAGUGUAAUCUCACACACACACACACACACACACACACACACAGAUCAGGAGUGUGUGAUAACCUGGUGUAACCAUGGCAACCAGCAGUGAACUCCAGUUAGGACGGUGUGAACGCAGGUGGAAUGGGUUAAAUGUGUUUGAGUGACAGUGAGAGAGUGUGUGUGUGUGUGUGUGUGUGUGUGUGUGUGUGUGUGUGUGUGUGUGUGCAUGUGCUGUAAAAAAAGGAAAUGGCUCAAACUGAUUUUAUUCCUCAGUUUUGUAUUUGAUUUGUGUUAAUUGUGAGACGGUGUGUGUUACUGUACAGAGUGUGUGUAAGUGAACACGAGGAGAGGAGGGGCAGAGUGUGUGAGUGAAAGCGACUGGUGUACAAACGUCCAUAAUUAAACACAAUAUGUACAGAACA
Molecule: messenger RNA, 3739 nt
Organism: Pangasianodon hypophthalmus (striped catfish)
Lineage: Eukaryota; Metazoa; Chordata; Actinopteri; Siluriformes; Pangasiidae
Gene: wwp2
Product: WW domain containing E3 ubiquitin protein ligase 2
Exons: 24
Coding region: 217-2754 (845 amino acids)
Biological process (GO): protein K63-linked ubiquitination; ubiquitin-dependent protein catabolic process; regulation of monoatomic ion transmembrane transport
Molecular function (GO): protein binding; ubiquitin protein ligase activity
Source: RefSeq, a predicted model, not a curated record